GAAGUUGUGAGUAACAAAUUUGUUUUCCUCGGAUUUGUAGCUGAAAAUAUAACAAAUUUAGUUUUUAAUCUAAAUCAAACUUACUAAGAGUCAAAACAUUUGCUUUUACUAUCGAGACCAACAAAAUGUCCACUCCACCAAGAGAAACUAUACAAAAACAAAUUCAGCUAGACUGGGCCAACAGAGAAUACAUUGAAGUAAUAACAGGCAGUAUAAAGAAGAUUACGGACUUUCUGAACUCCUUUGAUAUGUCUUGCAGAUCUCGCUUGGCUACAUUGAAUGAGAAGUUGACUUCAUUGGAAAGAAAGAUUGACUAUUUGGAGGCUUGUGUAACCAAAGGCGAAACUUUGACAUAAGCCAGUUUUUAAGAUGUGGAC
Messenger RNA from Aricia agestis (brown argus), 377 nucleotides. RefSeq names its product probable protein BRICK1-B (gene HSPC300). The record is from RefSeq and is a predicted model, not a curated record. Lineage: Eukaryota; Metazoa; Arthropoda; Insecta; Lepidoptera; Lycaenidae. Gene Ontology annotation, biological process: cell motility; actin filament organization; regulation of actin polymerization or depolymerization. The coding region runs from base 126 to 356 and encodes 76 amino acids. The transcript is spliced from 3 exons. Gene Ontology annotation, molecular function: protein-containing complex binding. Gene Ontology annotation, cellular component: SCAR complex.